Molecule: messenger RNA, 2728 nt
Organism: Setaria italica (foxtail millet)
Lineage: Eukaryota; Viridiplantae; Streptophyta; Magnoliopsida; Poales; Poaceae
Product: F-box protein SKIP14
Exons: 3
Coding region: 807-2174 (455 amino acids)
Cellular component (GO): cytoplasm
Molecular function (GO): protein binding
Source: RefSeq, a predicted model, not a curated record
UAGCCGCCCGCUGCCCCGGCCCCCACCAGAGCAGAGGCCGCCACACCCUCUCGUCCCCUCUCCUCGGCUCCUCCCCACCCCUCCCUCGGUCCCUCCUACCCCUCCGCUCCCCUCGGCGCGGCGCGGAAGAAGGCCAAGGGGGACGGCAGGCAGGAAGAGGCUUCGAGAUUUUUGCGGAACUCCCACGCUACCACCUUCUCUCCACCACCACCACCACCACCACCGCUCCUCUAAGCCUGCGUCCCGUGUAGGGUUUCCGCGCGCUACCGUCUCCACUCCAAUCCCAGACACAACCCCCGCCCGUCCUACCACCGCCGCAUUCGGAGCUCUGCAUCUGCCUGCAGCCGAGUCGCCAAUCGCCGCCUACCCCGCCCGAGGAGCUUCGUACCGGUUUGGGGAUUUCGGUUCCCCACUGUUGCCGGUUGUGUUGGGGGAUCUGGGUGGAGUGUCUUGUUUUGGAGCGAUUGUUUUCUGGCGAUUUGGGCGUGAUUAUCAGGGUUGAGUGGAUGAUGGUGAGGUCGGGUGAUUAGAUUUGGGGGUUGGUCGGGGAGGGGGUUCGGUUUAGUAAUUUUUGGGCCCCUAGUUUCUCUGCUAUUGGAUUGGAUUGGGAUCCAUGAUCGAGAUUGCUCGGUGAAGUUUUUGGUCCUAGGGAUUGUGUUUUUUUGAUCGGCCCGGACCAGGAAUAGAGGGUUUCUCUUUGAGGAGAUCUAGGGCCGUGUUCUGUCGUCCUCUGUAGAUAUAGUCAAAAAAAGAAAAAGAAAAAAAGAACAAAAGAGGAGAAGGUAGUGGAACGGAGGUUGGAGGCCAUGGCGCUGAAUUGCUCAUCACGGUCGCCGCUCCUGGCAACCGAUGAUUGUGCCGGCAUGAUGCUUGGGUGUGGGUGCCGGUCGGAGGAGGCCUCCCCGCUGUCAUCCUGCGGGGUGAAUUCGCUGUGGUGGGAUGACCUGGAGCUGGAGCUGGAGGAGGAGGUGGACGAGUCCGACCCUGUGGAUCUUUUACCCACAGACCCCUUUGGGAUGAACCUGGAGACCUCAUUCACUGCGGCGAUUGCCAGUUGCAUCGAGGACCUAACUGUCAUGUCCGGUGCAGGGCAUUUUGGAAAUGGUGGCGAUGAUGAUCUUUUCGCCGACCUGAGUUAUCAUUAUUUCAAUCAGGCUUUUGUGUUUGCUCCGGAGCCGUGUAUUGGUGGCUAUAUGGGUGUUUUUGAGGGCUCUUUUGGGUUUGGAGGCCUCUCUGGUGGUGGAGGCAUGGACCAAUUUUCACGGUUGCCUUUUGAGCCUGCUGGGUCCAUGGAGGAUCCAUCUAGCUCUUGCGAGGCAACUUUGGCAUGCUGUGAUACAGUUGAUGCUGCUCCUGUCCAAGAGGGAAAUGAUGCACAUGAGGGAAUGGUGUUUGUUUUGGGCUAUCUUGGCUUACGUGACAUCCUUUCUCUUGAGAUGGUGUGCAAGUCAUUGCGUUCAGCUAUUCGGAAUGAACCAUUUUUAUGGAAGUGCAUCCAUAUUGACUCGCAGUUGGGCGAGAAGAUUUCUGAUGCUGAUCUUCUCUGCUUGACACAAAAGUCCCUGGGUUCUUUGCAGUGCCUUAGUCUUGAGGGUUGCACUGAAAUCUCAGAUCAGGGACUGAAGGCUAUUUUAGAAAGUAAUCUACAGUUAACAAAGUUGGGCAUUUUUGGCGCAUUCCGGAUGACUUACCAAGGUCUUAUUGACAAUCUGAGGUCAUUUAAUAUGGUAGCAGAUAUUGGUAUUAAGAAACUCAGAGUUGCAAACCGCUUCACUUUAUCAGAAGCGCAAUAUGAGGAGUUAUUGUCCUUGUUGCGAAUAGACAAUGGGCAGGCAUUGCACAAACAGGAGCCACGUAUCUUUCAUCCGGAUAGUCUUCUACCAGAUCCUCAGGGUGGAUAUGUUCCUGAUGGUUUCAUGCCAGAUCUUCAUGAUGAAUACGCUCUUGAUAUUGAGAAAUGCCCUCUUUGUCCAAACUACAAGCUUGUUUUCGAUUGCCCAUCAGAGGAAUGCAAGAUCAGCGGAUCUGUUACUUGCAGAGGGUGUGCUGUUUGCAUCAAGAGAUGUAUAAAGUGUGGGAGAUGUAUAGACGAUGAGUUUCAUGAGACAUUUCUUCUGGAGAGCAUCUGCCCUAUCUGUCAGCCGCAUGGAGAUUCAUCUCCCUCUGAAAAAUAGAUGUUCCGUCUUAUCCAUUGGAUUGGAUGGAUACAGUCCUAACAUAGCAUUUCUUUUGUUGAUGCUCCCAUCCAUGUGGGGCCAUCUUGACAGAGUAUCUCUAACAAGGAAAAGAACAAAAAGAAAGGUAUACUUUGCUAUGAGCGUAGGUGCAGCGGAUAUAUUGUGUUUGCUUGCAAGAAAAAAGAAAAAAGAAAAAAAUCCAGAAAAACAAAAGUGAAAGGAUGGAUUGGCUGUUCAACUGCGAGCAGUGGGUAGUGCCAAACUGACAAUGGAGGAAUGUGAAGUGCUCAGAGUGUGGAAGUACUGUGUGUAAGAUUGUUCGAGUGGGGCUGCUUGAUGCUGCAUGUUCUUGGAACUUCAGAUGGAAGAUAUUAGCUUUUUUGCCCCCCCCCCCCCCCCCCCCCCCCCCCCCAAAAUAAAAUCUGAUGUACCUACCUGUGUACUAUGUUAUCGGACAAAUGUAAUAGUUACUUGUCUGUGUUGUAGAAACAUCGUGCCAUCUGACUUGUGCCAGCUACAUUCGAAUAAAUAAAAAACUGACUUCUAACUUA